Molecule: messenger RNA, 789 nt
Organism: Vanderwaltozyma polyspora DSM 70294
Lineage: Eukaryota; Fungi; Ascomycota; Saccharomycetes; Saccharomycetales; Saccharomycetaceae
Exons: 1
Coding region: 1-789 (262 amino acids)
Source: RefSeq, a predicted model, not a curated record
AUGCUAAUAGGAUUAGAGUCUACAAUUACUAACUGGCAUAGUAAUAUCGAUUUUAAAGAAAAGGUAACCUUUUAUAACUGGAUUGUAGCUACCUACCAUAGUUUUUAUCCUAACAGUGACCAAGAAGACGACAUAUUCGAGCAAUUCACUGAUGCUAAUGAUCAUGAAUGCAGCAGUCAGGAGCAAGAUUUAAUGUUUAAUAAAUAUGACAUCUGCAAAAUGUUAGUGGGAGAGCUACAGAAUAAAUGUAAUAUCACAACUGUGUCAUCCCAAGAUUUCGGUUGGUUAACAGUAUUUGAUGAUAAUAAUAAUACUAACAAUGUUAAUGAAACUAGUGGGACUAAUGAUGCUAGCAUCAAUGAUGAUUAUGAUAAUGUAAAUAAUGAUAAUGUAAAUAAUGAAAUUGAGUUAGUCGAGGAGGAAAUUAUAGAAGAAAGCGUAGAAACAAUAGAAAAUGAAUAUAUAUUCAAUAGUAUCAGAACUCCAUACAUUCAAAUAAUUAACAAUAACAAUAGAAAUGAAGUUUUACAUAGAAAACGUCAUGUAAUUAAAGAUUGGGUAGUACGACGUUGCAAUUCAUUGCUGAAAAGUCAUGAUAGUAUUGAAUCAGUGAAACAUUUCAAAUAUCUAGAAAAUCAACCAAGUUCCAGCAGGUUAGGAGAAAUUAAUACAACAAGAAAUGAAAAUUGUGACCACCAAUUUAAAAUGCAGAGGAAAUUUCAUAAAUUGUUUCAUAAGGAAAGUAAAGGUGAAAGAAAGCGUGAUGCAAUAAUGCUAUUAUUUAGGUAA